AUGGCUCCGUGCGAAUUUUCGGCGCCCUAUGUCGAACCUGCGAGCACCGAUGUGGAAGUCAGUUUAUUUUUUCACAUACAUUAUUUGCGUGCGAAAACAUAAAUUUAAAAUCUCAAAGAAAUACUUUUGGAUUUCUUUAGGUCCGUAUCAAAGAGUUAUUGGACUAUUAUGCUGUGGAAGAUGCCCUGCUCUUAGCAGAAGUUUAUCAUUUGAAAGGUAAAAUUCAAUUUUCUAUAAGGCUGUUUCAAUGGAAGAUCGGUUUAGUAAGAUCGGAAGAAUCUUUGCUAGUGUAUACAGAUUGCUUGAUGCGCGCCAAUCGUGCAGAAGAGGUAACGUCGAAUUUCUCGGUUUUUAGCUUGUUUUUUUUUCAGGUUUUUGGUUUACUCUAUCCAAAAUCUUUGGAGAAUCCUCGGAUAAGAUAUGUAUUUGCGAAAUGUUGUUUUCAAUUGAACAAGUGAGCUUUACUCUAAAGUUUCCAACAAAUAGAAGCGUUUUUAAGGUUGGAAGAGUGUCAGACAGCCUUGGUAGAUGCUCAAACUGGCAGCAUGUUCGAGUCUCUCGUCAAUUCACCGGCAGCACCGUAUGCUCACGUGCUUCUGGCGACUUUGUUAUGGUCUUUCUGUCGAUUCGAAGUCUUUUUUUUCACGUGAAACCAAUUUAGUGACACUGGACGCGUUGAAGAAGCGAAGGAAGAAUGUAAAAAAUGUGUAAAGAUCAACGUGCUUUUCUGGUCUGGCGUCAACAAUUACAUCACCUACGGUGGCAGAAAGUUAGAAAGACUUAUCAGAAAACAAAAAGAAAACGUCAUGACUGGAUGGUGAAUUUUUUUUUCUUUCACAUUUCACACCCAUUCGGAGAUGGCUCCUAAGCCCUCUCAGCAUUUUUUUUUUCAGUGCAAGUGAAUUUUCGGAUGAAGAAGAAGACACAGCGGAGGAAGACGGACCAUAUGACGACGAGGACGAUUCCUUUUCCAAUCCGGAACCCCUAAAAAGUAGCGUCGACACGAAAGUUCGACGGUCCCUGAGAAGCCAUACCUCUAAGGUAUUUUUUUCUUCAAACUAAAAAAAUAUACUUGGUGUCCUCACGUCUGAUUGACUUUCACAGAUAUCAGUAACAAAAGAAAUACAAUGUAUUGCAAAAGAUAUUAAAUUUUUUUUUUCAAUUAGGGAUUAUGUACCUUGAAGUUCAAGAAAAAUCGAAUUAAUUUGAUUCAUCAGAAGUAUGCGAAAAUUUGGUUCCCGAAGAUUCAGAAUAAUGUUUAUAGCAUUCGUUUAAAAGCUGAGGAUUUGAAUCGGCAUUCGAAAUACUAUCUCGAACGGAGUGUUAUUGACAAUCCUGUGUUCAAAAGUUCUUAUGGCAUAACUUUCGUUAUUUUAAAGCCUUUUUCCUUGAAACGGCUUCUUUCCCUCAAACUAAAAUUUUCAUAUUUACCCACCUUUUUUUAUUAAACUCAGCCAGGGUAAUAGUAGUUUCCGGAUUUUGAAAAAAUCUUGUUUUCCGUUUUUUGUUUCUGCCUAAAUAAUAAUUCCCAUAUUCAGGAAUUUGAGAAAAAUUUAGUCAGUUGCCAUUGAUUUCGUUUUUUUCAUCUAGUUGGAUUAUUUAAUAAUUUUGAUAGUUUAGUUUUGUGAAAAACUUUUUUGCGCCUGAGCCUUACGGCGUAUUCCAGACAUUUUUCUAAGACGAAGUUAUUUUUCCAGGACUUGAAAAGUUCAGUAGUACGAUAUGGUUGCUGCGCGUGAAUUGAUAUUUUCUAUAAUUCACUUCAAUGAAAGAUUUUUCAGUCAAAUGCAACCCCAGCAGCGGCUCCUGCGCGGAAAGCUGUUCGUCCUGUGGACAAACGGACGCCUGCGUCUUCUGUUGUGCCGAGUCAGCCCGUGGCGCCUCGCAAACCACGCAGCAGCGAGGUAUCUUUCCCUUGUUUCAAAUAUUAUUUUUUCAAUCGCAAAAAUGAUCUUUUACGAUAAUUUAGCAGUAAGGCCUAACUUUUUUAACGAAACAUUUAUAUUUUUAUUGUUUUUGACGCGAUCAUUCGAAGUGAUUCAACCAUAAAUCGGCUGGAUCCCACCACAGCCUUUUGCGAGCGAAAAAAACUGAAAAUGUACUGAAAUAGGCCUUAGCUUUUGUAGACUUCGAAAAAAAAAGUAGAAAAAGUAUUUCCUUUGAUUUUCUUUAUUCGAGCAGCGUCUACUGCUCUCUAACCGUAUCAUACUAAGCAGCAUUUUUAGGAAACUCUUUUUUUUUUCUAAUCAAUUUCGCCAAGGUUGGUGAUUCAGGCGGAGCCAAGGUCGAUGGCAACACGCGCCGCCUCUCAAAGACUCAUGUUCAACAGCGACACGGAGAACUUUAACGGCGCCGCUGUACGAAGCCGUGCGGGCGCUGCCGGGACACGAAAUGCUUCCCGAGUAGAUCGAGUGAGUUGUUAUAAAUCUCAAUUUACAGCAAAUCUAUUUCAUUUUCCGUCAACUAACUAAGAAACUCUAGUGUGGUCUACAUAGGGGCAACCUUAGGGCACACUGAAGCUGGCAAAAGUGGCCCAUAUAUGUAUCAAACCCUAAAGCUCUAUAAGGACCACCUUGACUUUACCCCUGUUGGGACCACUUUUUCGGUCCCUAUUGGGCAGUUUCUCUCCCUAAUUCCAAUAGGAACCACUCAAAAAUUCCUAAGAAAGUCUUCUUUGAACUAAGACCGAAAUUGCUUUGUAGAGUCAAAAUGUCCGAUCAACUACAAAAACCGAUUCUUCGCGACUUACUUCUUCUCGGUAACUUUGGUUCUCAAAGCUUAACCAGCAAGUUGUUCAUUUUGAAGAAAGGUGACAAAGCCGCUUAGUUCAAGAAACUCCAAUCUCGCUCGAAGUCUUUCUGGAUCCGCUAACUCGGUAUAAACGCUUCUUUUUUUCUAAAGUAAUAUCGAAAUUAAGGUGUCAUCUAUCUCGUCAAACGCUAAAAUAACGGAUGAAAAAGAUAGGGGAAAAGAAAAAGCUCUCGAAAUCGGACAAGUUGCCGCCGAGGAUGAAAAGAAGCGUCUAACAGAAGAGGAAGAAGCUCAGAAAAAGAUCGUCGUACCCAUUUAUAGCAAAGUCUACAGUUAGUUCUUGCUAGUUUUUUCUCUCUUUUACUUACAUCAAUAAAAAUCACUUGAUUCUAGUAUUAUCGACAAUUUUUCUUGCAGUAGUGGGAAAAGACUACAAGAGACUCUUCUAUUUAAAUUUCGGAUUAAUGAAAAAAAAAACCCCCCAUUAAACCCUUUUCAGCAAAAAAAAUCCACUUUUGACAGGAUAGUUUCAGGAAAUAUCUUCAAAAUAAUAUCCUCACUGGCGAUGAUUGAAGCGGCAGCGGCCCGAUAUAACUGGAAAGCUGUUGCUCGUAUUUUUCGUGAGUUUCAUUCCGAACUUACAAGAAUUGGCUCAUUUUGAAAUGUUCUCUAAGAGAAAGGCGAUUCUUGAGAAGGUGUUCGGAAGGUAACCAUUUGUUAUUUGGAAGGGGAAUGGAAGCUAGAAGCUAUUGAGAAGGCCUUGGUAAAGUGUUCAGAAGGUAGCUGGUAGGAAAAGAGUUGAAAAAAAAAGCCGUGUACGAGUUGAGAAUUGAGAUUUUCUGCGUUUUAUAGGCCUAGGUAAGAAUACUCGGGAACAGAAAUGAAGUUCUACGAAACCACACAGGCAAUUAAAUUUUGGCUUUUGCAUUAUAAAUUGGAAAUUAUAUCUCAACUUUUCGUAGUCUUCCAACACUUUGAAUUAAACCGUGUAUUAUAUACGUUUGAAGGUUUUGAAGUCCUUCUGGAAAAUUUUGUCAUAUAUUCCCGAUGUUGAUGAUUUAUUCGAUUUGAAGUUUUGAAAUUUCUAAAAAGGAUCCGAAGAAUAAAAAAGGAAGGUAUAAUAAUAAUUUAUUCAUCCACAAGAUGAAAAUAAUAAAUAAGACUUGGGACCGGUUUAAGGUCACCCUCACGAGUGAUAUUACCGGAUAGGGUAUACAAUAGAUAAUCACAGUUGAUAAAAGUACACGUAUAAGCAUUUUGAGAGUUUUUGAGAAAAUUUAUAGUAGCCAUCUAGGGAUGCUGACGAGGAAUUCAUUGUCGGCGAUGUUGUCCAGAUGAGAUUUGAAAAUUUUAGUAGGGACAGAGACGUUGAAUCUAUAAACGGUAUGAGCAUUCUAGUACUUUUAGUAUCUAUUGCUUUUAAUUGGAAAGAGGGGAAUUUUCAGAAAAGCUCGACCGAAGUGUCCUGAAAGAACUUCCAUUGGCUCGGCUAAUGCACGCAAGAGCCUGCUUCGAACAAUGCGAAUACAGCGAAGCUAAAGAACUUCUGUUGGCUCUGCACAAAGAACAGCCGUACCGUGUCGAGGUGAGAGCACCUUUCCUCUGAACCAAGUGAUGCCUUAAGGGCAUGGAAUUGUUGUCGACCGCUCUAUGGCACCUCCAGGACUCCCAGACUCUGUCGACUCUCGCGCAGGCACUCACCACCGAGUCUCGAGAUCGGCCGCAGUCUUGGUGCGCCGCCGGAAACUGUUUUUCCCUUCAAAGACAGGUUUGUGGAAUUUAGUUGAAAUAUGUAUAUAAAAAAGCUUGGGGCGUGCCGUAGCGCAACAGGUUGUGUGCCUGUCUACGAUCCACAGGGUCACAAGUUCGAUCCCCGCCCCAACCCAACCAAGGGGUUUAAGAAAUGUUGGUAAUGGGAAACCACGGGUUCAAAAUCCCCAGCAAUCACACACAAGGACGGAUAUGUCACUGGAGCCAGUCCACUGAUAAAGAAAUAUCAGGAUAGGACCUCGGCUAAUCGACUUGGGGCGCCGACGCCGCUCAAGCGGUACAAAGGCGUAGGAAGAAGAAGAAGAAGAUGUAUAUAAAAAAGCUUAUUUAGUUUGAGAGAAAUUUAGCUCUGUUCCAGAAAACCUUCCACUUUUUUCAUUGAGCUUGCCAUUUCGCAACUUCCAAAAGGAGUGUAGAACAAAAGCGCCAUUUAAAUUUAACGUUAGUCCGCAAUGCGCUGUCGCGUGUAUGCAGGCGUCGCUUUUUUUUUCUCCCAAUAGUUCAAUAUUGACAGAUUUCACGAAGAUUAUUCGAGUAGUUUAUAAAUAUUUUUUUUACACAAUUGAUAAAAAAAGAGAAAAAAAAAGAAAAAAGUUUGAAAUCAUGGCGCAAAACGUCUUGGCACAAAUGGAUUUGGCGUCUGCAUACACGCGUUUGCGAAAUGGCACCCUUAUCCUUCACUCUUUAAAAAACAGAGAAAAAAAAACUGAAAGUUGCCACAAAGAACCUUGGUCCCCUGAAGAACUCAGUUGCAGCACACGCAAGCGAUAGAGUGCAUGGAAAGGGCGUUGCAACUCGACAGCAGAUUCGCCUAUGCUCACACCCUUCUCGGGCACGAGCUCAUCGUCCAGGAGGAGCUCGACCGUGCCGCCUCUGCUUUUCGGUUCGAUAUCACUUUUUAGAGAGAGUAAAAAAAUGCGUUGCUGCAGGUCCGCCUUGACUCUCGCUCCACGUGACUAUCGAGCUCUUCAUGGCUUGGGACUGGUUCAUCUCAAGAAGGAACAGAACGCCCUGGCGCAGGUUUGUCAAGGCCUACUCAAUCAGUUACCUCAAGCUUUGGGAAUAAAAUGGUUAAAUUUCAUUUACAGUAGCGGAAAUGGGUGAAUUCUUUUUUUCGGUUUUUCGUCUGUAACUUUGUCAGAAAACAAUCAUUUUGACUUUGAAUUUCAACCAAUUAGUUAUUUUUUGCUUCUUUGAAAUUUCAGGUCAAAAAAAUAUUUUUCAACAAAGUUAUGAACGAAAAACCGAAAAACAGGAGGGUUUUGAAACAUAUAAAAAUGUGAAACUCGACAAAAACUAGAUAUGUUAACCACUAUUUUUCGCAAAGUUUUGAAAUAGCAUUUUUGCUUCAAAUGUGGAAAGUAUGCUUUCGUUUGCGUUUCGAAUAUUGAAUAGAAACCUUUUUAACCUUUUAGAUCGAUAUUUGUGUGUUUGACUGUGGGUUUUCAGUGCAACAUGGCGAAGGCCGUACGGAUCAACCCAACCAAUCGGGCAAUGCUUUGCACUCUGUCCCAGGUUGAAAUGAUGCUGAAAAAGCCGCAACGCGCCAUGGAACUUGUAGAUCGGGUAUAUCUUCAAUUAUUUUUUCUCGAACCUUCAAACUUUUUUUAUUGUGACAAGGCAAUUUUACAUUUUUUUUUUCCACUUUUUUUUCAAGAUGAAGAAGAAAAAUAAGAAAUAAAAACAUAAAAACCAAAAAGAAGAUAGACUUUUAUGAAAAAGACUUCUAGCCGAACUUAUUUUCUUGACGGGAUCUGGUUUGCAGGCUCUGUCCCUGAAGCCGACGGACGUCGCUUCGAGAUUCAACCGGGCCAGGCUCCUUUUCGAGGGAAAACACAACGAAGAGUGUUUAGCGGAGCUCGAGAAACUCAAGGCUUCUUCCCCAGAUGAAGCCUUCGUCUUCCAUCUCCUUGGUAUCAAUUUUCAUUCAUUCGUUGUCUUCUCAGUUUUUCCCGAGAGGGACAGUUUUUAUAAAUUCUCUGUAAGGUCUUUCGAUAUUUAUUUAGAACCGUCCGCCAGUUAUAUAGGUCUCAUAACACGUUUCUAAUAGAAAAACUUUCUAUGUGACUUUUUGGUCUAGGGACUACUGUAAAUUACAUUUUAAGACAAAAAAAAAUUUGAGAAAGUUCAAACUGAAGCAACGGAGUCAUUUUACACAAUUGAUCGCCUUGUGCAGUACCAGGAGGAACUUUGAUGUUAAGUAACUCCUCUGUUUCAAUUAAGAGUCUGAUCGUGGGGGAUAUAGUUCAACUUUUUUUAUAUUUCCCAAAAGCCGAAAUGGAUAGCACUGAGAAAAAUUAUUCAACUUUUUUAAUUCAUAAGAAUCGUUGCAGCAAAAGUUCAUCGGAGACUGGGAAACCCACAUCAGGCGCUUCUCAACUUCAGCUGGGCGGCAGAGCUCGAUCCAAGAGGAGAUCAAGGCGUUUCCGGAACAGUUGCGACGCAGAUGCGUGAAGAGUAUGAGGACGACGAGUACAGUUCCUCAUGA
Messenger RNA from Caenorhabditis auriculariae, 7009 nucleotides. Lineage: Eukaryota; Metazoa; Nematoda; Chromadorea; Rhabditida; Rhabditidae. The record is from the annotation of a GenBank genome assembly.